This is a messenger RNA of Eublepharis macularius, 1211 nucleotides long. RefSeq names its product superoxide dismutase 3 (gene SOD3). Gene Ontology annotation, biological process: removal of superoxide radicals. Bases 213 to 902 code for a protein of 229 amino acids. NCBI's taxonomy places the organism in Eukaryota, Metazoa, Chordata, Lepidosauria, Squamata, Eublepharidae. The transcript is spliced from 2 exons. The record is from RefSeq and is a predicted model, not a curated record. Gene Ontology annotation, molecular function: superoxide dismutase activity; copper ion binding.
AAUUUUUUCCCUUCUGCGUAACCACUCCCAUGAGCUGCUGUUGCCUAAGUUCUCUAUCAACAAGCAGCAUUUGUAUCUCCACCGAAAGCCUGGGAUCUGGAUUGGGUUACAGGCCAUCAUUUGCAUGAAGAACUGCGACCAGCUGCAAAGUGCUUCUGGAAGACAAAUCCUUUGUUAAAGCACUUCCCUCACCAUCUCUUGGAAGUCUUCUGAUGAAUUCUGGCAUGUUCCUGCUGCUGCUCACAGGCUUGACCCUUUGCAUGUCUGAUGUAACAAAACAAGAAGAAAGUUCCGAUCUUGCUAUUAAGGAGACUCAGGGACAAUUGAAUUUAGUGUGGAUGGCUAUCCUGUACCCACACAUUUAUGAGCAUCUGUACGAAGGUAACUGGACGUAUGCCACUUGCGAAGUGACGCCCAGUGCUCACCUAGAAGCUGGCAAACCACAGGUGACGGGCCGUGUUCUGUUCAAACAGAUUUACCCACAUGGAAAACUGGAGGCUAUAUUCUACCUGGAUGGGUUUCCCACAGGCACCGACCUAAAUGGCAGAGCUAUCCACAUCCAUCAGUUUGGAGACCUCAGCCGUGGCUGUGAUUCUACCGGGGGGCACUACAACCCUUUCCAAGUCUAUCACCCUCACCACCCUGGGGACUUCGGAAACUUUUACCCUAAAGAUGGCCAAAUUAGAACAUUAAUGACCAACCUCCAGGCUACACUCUUUGGUGCCCAGGCUGUUCUAGGAAGAUCAGUUGUGAUUCAUGAGAAUGAAGAUGAUAUGGGGAAAGGGAACAAUGCAGCCAGUUUAGAGAGUGGGAAUUCUGGGAAACGUUUGGCUUGCUGUGUCAUUGGAUAUUGCAAAAAAGAAUUGUGGGAAAAGGCCUAUGCGGAGCUUCUUCAGAUUUAAAAAUAAGCAUUCAACAGCCAGGCCUAGGGGAAAAUCAAACAACAGCUUCACGUUUGCCACAAUGGCUACUAAAUAAUAGGAAAUAUUUCCAUUCUGUAAGCAGAUUAGUAGAAAGCAGCAGCCCUUUGUUUGAAAGUUCUUAUCUAGGUUUCUUUUCAGCUUCAAAGUUUAGCAUCUCACGGGAAGAAAUGCAUAUUUUGCUACUGAGAUCUUGAAUGGUCCUGUUUGUGUCAUUAUCUUUUGAAAACCAUCUCAAGAUCAAGAAAGCAGGAGGAACAAAAAAAGGUAAAAAUAAAAAUCUUCAACUAA